Molecule: messenger RNA, 1185 nt
Organism: Penicillium bovifimosum
Lineage: Eukaryota; Fungi; Ascomycota; Eurotiomycetes; Eurotiales; Aspergillaceae
Product: ribokinase family protein
Exons: 3
Coding region: 1-1185 (394 amino acids)
Source: RefSeq, a predicted model, not a curated record
AUGUCCGUCCAGGUUCAGCAUUCCGAAAUCGAUUUCUGCACUUUGGGGAUGUUUAUAAUUGAUGAUAUUGAUUUUGGUGGAUCAAGACCUGGAGUCAAGAACGUUAUCGGUGGCGCAGCGUCUUAUGCUGUCGUUGGUGCCCGCUUGGUGUCAGGCUCGAAACAUGCACGAUCUGUGAGCUGGAUCGUGGAUGUUGGAUCUGAUUUCCCAGCUGAGACGUUUGAUGUGAUCACAUCAUGGAGGACGGACUGUGUAUUCAGAGAAGAUCACAGCAGGCUAACGACGAGGGCCUGGAAUGGGUAUCAUCCCGACGAGAAACGAGACUUCAAAUAUCUGACUCCAAAGUUGAGACUUGAGCCUGAGAUGCUAUCUGAUACGCAGGUGUGGUCCAAGACAUUUCAUAUGGUCUGUUCUGCGACACGCUGCAUGUCAAUAGUGCAAGACAUUCUGCAGCGACGGGAUGAAUUACGAAAGGCAGGAAAAGCUCCAUCUGCCGCGCAUGCCUCCAAGCGUCCUAUCUUUGUUUGGGAGCCAGUCCCUGACCUCUGUACCCCGGAAGAACAGGAAAAUUUCCUUGCCGCAAACAAGGUAGUGGAUGUAGUGAGUCCCAACCACAUGGAGCUCGGCAUGAUGUUUGACCAGCCUGGUUGGACCGAGGGGAGCCAAUCAAGCCAGCAGCUCGUCCAAAAGAUUACAGAGUCCGCCAUUGGUCCUGAUGGAAAUGGUCUGCUCGUCAUUAGGGCAGGAAAGGACGGUAGCUACGCCUACUCCAAGUCCUGCAAGAUCUGGCUCCCCGCAUACCAUCAGCCUGAUCCAUCGGGUGCUACGCUUGUGGUCGAUCCUACGGGUGCGGGCAACUCCUUCUUAGGUGCUCUAGCCCAAGGCAUGGUCACUGCAGGCAGAGAGCCAUUCCAAGUCAUUGACGACGUUCUAUCAAAUUCCAAGGCUUGGAAUACAGCCCUUGAUACUUGGGGUGAUUGCCAACACCAUCCUAAGGCACUCAUUUGCGCUACCGUCGCAGCUGGCUUUGUGGUCGAGCAAAUUGGAGUGCCUCAAAUCGAGAUUGAUGGGGACGGAAAGGAGUUGUGGAACCAGACUGAAUUCACGGAACGAGUCCGCCUGUACACGCAGCGAUUAUCGAGGACACUUGAAGAGUCUGCCCAGAGACACCUGUUGAUCCAUUGA